Messenger RNA from Dicrocoelium dendriticum, 2406 nucleotides. NCBI's taxonomy places the organism in Eukaryota, Metazoa, Platyhelminthes, Trematoda, Plagiorchiida, Dicrocoeliidae. The record is from the annotation of a GenBank genome assembly.
AAUUGGAUGGACUUACCCACGUGACACACGCGAUACGGCGGCUCACGUGUGACGGGGUUGGUUUUGCAACCGAAUAAAUUAGUGGCGUCGUCUCUCAAUUUGCAGUUGUAUUUAGUUCCUCAUACUUUAUUGCUCCUUACUGUAUUCUGGCAAAAAUAGUCCAUUACAAGCCGAACGCCCGCAGUGCAUCAUAUACCCGACUGUUGGUCAAUAGGAUUCGUCGCGGGUACCAGCACCCAGGCGGUAAAAGACGAUAUGACACUGGCAAAUUGGCACAGACCAAACCACACUAUUACGUGGAGACCAACUUGGCGUCUGCGUUGCUCAAUUUUCGGAAUCUAAAUGUUUAUGUUGUCGGUGAGGUGGGACAUCCCCAGGCUCGGAUAGUCCGAAUUGUUCACAUAUCUGAUACUCGUGGCACUCACGAAGCAUAUGCCGAACACAUACCACGCGGCCACAUUCUUAUCCAUUCCGGAGAUUUUGCUCCUAAUCCACCGCAUCGGGGUCUUCGAAUGCCCAAGUGGUACCGCCGAAUCGGCAACACUUUCUCGCGUUCUCCAAAUGAUAACAAUUUUUGUAGCUGGCGAGAGCAAGUGGAUGAGAUAAACCGUUUCUUUGCUCAACAACCGCAUGAAUUCAAAAUUUUCAUUCCAGGCUGCUGGGAAUGUUGGAGUUCGAGCUCCAACCAGGAUAUACCUACAGCAGAGAAGAUACAAUCCGCCAUGAACUCGGGUAUCUACCUUGAGGAUGCGUCAUGCCGGAUAUUGGGUUUGAAUAUUUACGGCAGCUCAUGGACUGCCGCAGAUGAUUUGCGACCCGAGGAUGGUGCCUACAACAGACGCCAUCUGAGUUGUUUCCUGCGGUCAAAACGUUCCAAACAUUCCGACGAAAUCUCCACUUCUGAACAACAAGUUGUCGAUUUCUCAUCCAUUAACUCUUCUCUUGCUCGGACCCACAAACAAAAUAGGUGCUAUACUAGAGCCGAUGGCUUUGUACUACCUGAUAUCAAGGAUGUGGCCGCAAAGUGGGAGCAAAUCCCUGAGGAUACUGAUGUUGUUGUGACUCACAUGCCCGCCUGGCGCCAGGAGCUGUUUGCGCAUAUUGCCGAACGCGUCAAACCAACAUUGCAUUUAUGCGGGCACGAUUUCGCAGGCUACGGUGUGAUGUGGAAGCGUGACACUCUAUUUUCCAAUGCUGCGCUGCAACUCAACUCAGCGUUCCCUCAUGUGAUGGGCUUCCGGAAGACAGAAACCAGAAAGUUGAACCGUCCAACGGCUGAGACGCAGUCAUCGCCCUCAUCCAAAGCAACCUCGGCGGCAAUCAAUCAGACAGACUGUAACAGCAGCAUCACGCGACAUCCAUCCUCUUUUGAUCCGGAUUUUCGUGAGCCUUCUCUGUACAUACCUAAACCUAACGGACGACCAAGACCGCCUCGCUGGCAAAGGCGCCUCCCUCGGGCACUGUCCCGCUUGUUUCUCAGUGGUGGUGGUGGUAGCGGUACCGGUGGUACCAGUGGAUGCCCUACCACCUGCUCCAUAUUUCGCCGUUCACUACGCCCGCAACAUGCAGUACGAGUUUCCGAGACCCAUAGUUCUAGAGCUGCCGCUACCCAUGUUUACGCAGAUACCGGCUUUAUCUACGAUCCUGACAUGCGGGCCGGUAUCGGUGCGAUGGCCAUCGCUGAUUCUGCUUGGGGUAGUGGCAGUGGAGCUGGUUACUCUGGUGGCAGCACCGCGCUAACCGGAAGUACCCUUUGCUCAUCCAUUUGCAGACGCAACCCCAUUGUGAUAGAUGUAUAUGUUGUAGGUGACGAUCUGUCUCUUCGUCUGCCUCCUUAUGCCCAUGCAUCUGAGAAUCCCCCACACUCCACUGAAGCCCUCACAUUGUCUCAUUCCCCUCCAGUACCGACACUCGGUGACACUAAUGGGUAGAAGCCAAGUGUCACUGCACUUUGUAUUAUUCCCUCUCCUACCUCUGUGCGUUUUUCUCUGUAAGUUUGACUUAACCUGUUUGCGCACUUCUUUUCAAUAUACUCCUUUGUGUGUGUCUGCUGUCUGACACCAUGAACCUGUUUCUAUUCACUCGUCUGCAUUCCAGCCGAGUGUGUGAAUGCCAUUCCCCCCCCCCCCCCGAAUUGGCACCAAACCCAUGUCCCUCAUGUACAGAAAAUAAGUGGAUCUCAUAACACUUACGCCUCUGCUAUCAACGGCAUUCUUGUGACUACAUUCCAUGCUAUGAAUGAUUCCAUGUCCAUAGUUGAUGUAGCAUAUAAUGUGCCCAGCCACUUCAGUAACUGUACGCUAUCACCUACUCUGCGUCUAUUAAUCAGCGAAUACAGACAAUCCUAUUCCAUCUGCUUGCCGACGCUCAUCAGGAGGUUGUCAGUCUUGUUACGCGAAGUCGCUC